Paramacrobiotus metropolitanus is the source of this 2456-nucleotide messenger RNA. RefSeq names its product nitrilase and fragile histidine triad fusion protein NitFhit-like. Bases 655 to 2178 code for a protein of 507 amino acids. Gene Ontology annotation, molecular function: hydrolase activity, acting on carbon-nitrogen (but not peptide) bonds, in linear amides. NCBI's taxonomy places the organism in Eukaryota, Metazoa, Tardigrada, Eutardigrada, Parachela, Macrobiotidae. The transcript has 13 exons. The record is from RefSeq and is a predicted model, not a curated record.
CAGGAAAGAAACCAGAAAAAAGGACUGCCUAAGCUCUAAACAAAUUGUACAAGCGAAAACCGGAUUGAACGAAAUCACGACCUCUCGGCAGCUACCAAACAUGUCAGAACCGUAAAUAUGUUUAUUUGCUGGCGGACUGGGAUCGCUUUCCUUUCACCUGCAAAACCGAUGGCUCGGCUGCUGCACCUACCCAGUCCGAAUUGUUUUCUUCGUCGGAUUUGUCAGAGUCGACCACACGUGGAUUAACCCGUUUUGCAGCAGCAGCAGCAGUGUUUGCAACCUUCCGUCCCUUACUCAGUUUGACCAUCCCCGACUUCCCAUCUGGUAAAGUACGAACACCCGCUGGCUUUCGGACGGCAGGCUUACGCUUGACGAACCCGGAAGUACGCUCCUGUUGCAGAGUCCACAUAAUAAUGCUAUCAGUGUUCAACACGCCAAUCACUUUAUAACGAUACUUCUCCAGUAUGUCCAACGUCAUGCGUGGUGUCAACUUGGUGAUGCAUCGAGUGCUUUAAUUAGCUCCGCAUCCAAGUCGCUAUCUCCGAUAUUGGUGGGACCCUCAAGUUCAGCGCCCUCUGACAAAUCUGCUUUGAAAUACGGACCACUGGACUUCUUUGUGCGAUACAAAGCCAACAGGAACGAUGAAGGUUUAAAAUGCGAGGCAGAUAUUUUCGCUCGUCAAUGAACUGGGUGCGCAUAUUCCGUUCUCUUCGGUUUGCUGCACCGGGAGGAUCUCCAUUUCGCAGGCAUGCUUCAACAGUAUCUAGUUCCCUUAUGGACGAUGCGAAAAGUUUCGAUGAAAUGGCUUGCAAGCCACCUGAGAAAUAUCCGGAAAUACCCCGGAAUCCAAUAAUAGCUGUUAUCCAGUUUACCGCUACUAAUGAUAAAAUGCGAAAUUUUGACGUCUGCAGCGAACUUAUAAGGAAAGCUAAGGAACGUGGAGCGCAGAUGGUCUUCCUUCCGGAGGGAUUUGAUUAUUUAACAGAAACUUCCGAGGAAAGUUUCACUUUGUCCGAAAAUCUGUCAGGGAAGGUUAUUUCCGGAUACCGAAAGCUGUCGCAGGAAUUGAAUUUGUGGAUGUCUCUUGGAGGAUAUCACUUGAAGAGCGAUAAGGAGCACAGGGCUCAUAAUUCGCACAUUGUUUUGGAUAGCAACGGUGAAAUCGCUGAAAUCUACCGGAAAGCACAUUUAUUUGUAAUUGACAUACCUGGCAGGAUAACACUGGAUGAGACUUCGUUUUGCAUACCUGGUAGUAGAAUACAGCCCCCGGUUCCCACGCCUGUAGGGAAAAUUGGCUUGAUGUGCUGCUAUGAUCUGAGAUUUCCGGAAUUAGCGGGAUUAUUGACUAGGCAAGGCGCGGAAAUUCUGGCAUAUCCAGCGGCGUUCACAUACACGACUGGUGUUGCGCAUUGGGAGCCACUGCUAAGAGCUCGAGCCAUCGAAAACCAGUGCUAUGUCGUUGCAGCUGCACAGUAUGGAUCACAUAGUGCCAAACGGAUGUCUUUUGGACACGCUAUGAUCGUUGAUCCUUGGGGAACCGUUAUAGCUCAGUGUCCGGAUGGACCUGGAAUAGCUCUGGCUGAAAUUGAUUUGUCGGGUUUACAUGAAGUGCGCAUGUGUAUGCCGGUGCAAUCUCAUCGUCGUCAUGAUUUGUAUAAGCUCACUAUGAGUCCAGUGCAGUUACCUGAUUUUUCCACUGAAUUUCAUAACUUUGGAGGUCAUCAGAUUAGCAGGAACGAAAUAUUUUACGAAACGAUGUUGUCAUUGGCCCUUGUGAAUUUGAAGCCAAUUGUACCUGGCCACUGCUUGGUCAUACCUAAACGAGUUGUGGAGAAAUUCUCUGAUUUAACCUACGAAGAACUUGGCGAUAUGUUUUCCGUCGUGCAAGUGGUGGAAAAAAUGUUAGAAACGCGCUAUGAUGUUCAUUCUUCCACAAUUGCUUGUCAGGAUGGAUAUGAUGCAGGCCAAACUGUCCGACAUGUUCACGUACAUUUGCUGCCGCGUAAAACAAAGGACUUCGAGCGUGAUGAAGUGUAUCAGGAGCUCGCCAAACACGAUAAAGGAUCUUAUCGGCGACCGCGUACCCAAGCGGAGAUGAGCGCCGAAGCACGGGAAUACCGUAAAAUACUCUAUGGUGACACUUUGUCUUGGGAACAAGUGUUUUGCCAAGAGGUAUAAGGCCCUAUAUCUAUAUACCUUGGUUUUGCUAUCCAGGAGACACUCUUUAUAAUAGCUGUUAUGAAACAAAUUUCACUAUAUGCUCACGUGGGACCGAAAUUGAUGGAUAGAGAAUUUAUUAUAGAUUGUUAUCAUAGCCGGUGAUGGUAUUUGGUAUCUUCAUUAUCGCGCAUUUUACUGUGCUGCUAAAUUUUGAUAUUACAGUUCUUUACUUACUUUAACAUGCGAUAUUCUAGUCUUCGGGUUAUGGGCCCCUUAAUGAAGAAGUCAGAAUCUGA